UACGAAACGAGAAGGACAAAUGAUAUGGCAGAACACGUGUAUAGUUACAUUUACUAGCUGUUCUAUUUUAUAAUGUUUGCAUGUGUGUGUGUUGUGUGUGAGAAAUAGAGAAAGAGAAAGAAAUUAAAAAAUACUAAGCUUAGUCUGCUAUAUCUUUCUGUCAAACUACAAUGUUCAUCGGUGUAACGUAUCCGUGUAUAAUUAAUAAGACGAGUCGAUGAAAGUAAUUACAAUUGUGUAAAAUGAAUAAAUGAAAUGUCUUUUUGCGAAUUUUUACGAAAGAUGUGUCAUGUAGGCCCGUGAAAUGAAAAUAAAUUAAUGAAAUUAAUCAAAAGUAUGUUGUAAGAAUGCCAUCGGAAAUAAAAAGUAUUGACGCUUUAAGUAGCCAAGAUGAGGAAAGAGAAAGACCUGCAGAAGAGUUGGCAACGUCUAUAAAAGCAAAUACGAAUAAUACUUCAUCGAAUGUAGAUAAUAACAAAGAGACUUUUACAUCAAAUGAUAGAACUGAAAUAAUAGAAGAAGCGGGUAACUCUUCCAUAUCAUUUGAUAAUCAAAUAUUACCUGAGAAUGGUUCUUCGCAACAAGGGGAGAUUGAAUCUCUCCAAGAUAAAAUAACAAAUAAUGUUAUUUAUACUACGCAAAAUCCAAAUAAAAAAGAAACUCUACAAACGAAUGUGUCAUACGUAUUAGCAUCUAAAGAAAAAUAUGAUGACAAAAGUGAACUUUCCAAAGAUGUUAGCAUCAAUGAGAAUGCUAUGUACGAGGAACUUGCACGAACUUCAAGUCCAAUGCCUGCAUUGUUGUCACACAAAAAUUUAAUUAGGAAGAAGAUCUUCUUUGCAAGUUCGGACAAUGAAUAUGAAAAAUUACAAAUUGAUCUUGAAUCAACGUUUCACGAUAGAAAUUUAAUCCAAGAAAAAUCUGUUAAUUGGAAUUCCAGAAACGAACAACCAGAAGCUAACAAUGACAGUAUAUCAACUAGUUUAAAUUCCAAAGGAACAAAAGAUAAUUGUAAUGAUAUGAAUGCAGAUAAAUCGGCACCAUUUUCUCAUGAAUUACCUGAUAUACAUUCGACGUUUGAUAAUGGCUCAGCAGAUGUUAGCAAUGCUAUGAAUUUAAUGAAGCUAUUAAAACUGCCUAACGAUAGUGAUAAUGAUUCUUUAUUAGAUAGUGCCAGUGGUUUUACUAAGGAUAAUUCAUUUGUGCCAAAACGGUUGUCAAGUCCACUACCUACUCAAACAGACUCGCUUGAUUCCCAUUAUAACUUAAUCACUGCUAUGAAGCCAUUAAGCAUACAAGAUACUGAUAAUAAAGAAUUGGUUGAUGAUGUUAAUGAUACCAAUGUUUUAUGUUUACGUAGAAUGAAUGGGACACCACAAUUGCAAGAUAGUUUUACAAAUUUGCCGCACUGCAGCAAUUUUAUGAUUACCAAGGAUAAUUUGCAAUUAGAUGAUAUUAACCAUAAAGACUCAUUAGGAAAAGAUAAGUACGAUGUAAAUAAUUUAAAUAAAAUUGAUUCAUUAUCUGCAAAUACAUCCAAAAGUGAUAUGCUGGUUGAAAAUAUGUUAACUGAUAUGCCUCAUAAUAAUAUUAUAAAGGGGAAGAAAUUAUUUAAAAUGUCCAUUUUGAGAAAUGUAGAUGAAGCUGCAGCGAUUCAGCCAACAGAAUUAGAAGAAAAUGCUAUAGCACUUUUAGAACCAUCCGUUUCUAGGCAAGAAACUUUAUUAGAGGAAGCACAAAGUAUAGAAAUGGAUCCUCGUUCUUCAAAUAGUAGCGAUGGAAGUAAUUCUGAUACAGAAUCUCAACAAGCUAUUUCAACUCGUAACAGAUCUGCAAUGAAAUUAACCGAAACUAAUGGUAUAAUAACUAAAGAAGGGGUAGAAUAUUAUCAGCUGUGGCGUAGCACUGCCGGACUUUCACCCCCUGAGUCUUUAUAUGAAACGCUCUAUCCAAAUCCCCCACCCCUUCCACCAAGAACAGUGAACAAAUUCUUGCACAAAAGGAAUGCAUUGCUACCAGAAUUACCAAAAAGGCAUCUUUCUAAAUACCCCGCGCCUUUGCACCCUUCAGACUGUUUUGGAUUUGAGAUUGUAGAUGUUGACGAAGCAUCUAAUUUAAAGACAAGAACAGCAGUAACCACAAGUAUAGCAUUGUUAAGUUCACCAAGAACUCAUAGAUCAUUGACAAGACCAGAAACAGGAGGAUCGUCUAAUUCAUCAGAGUGUCCUCCAACACCAACCCACCGUCCAAAACCUUUACGACCAUUACCAAUGUGUCAAACGUCAAAUAUAUCAUUAUCUUCAGAAGAACCGUUACCACCUUCAUGGGAAGCACGAAUAGAUAGUCAUGGUAGAGUAUUCUAUAUAGAUCAUAUUAAUCAUACUACAACAUGGCAAAGACCUACAUUAGCUACUCGUAAUACGGGUUGUGAUCUUCGAAGACAACAACUUGAUAGGCGUUAUCAGAGUGUUAGACGUACUAUUUCUCGGCCUGAUAACAUUGAUCGUGAGCCUUGUAAUCCCAGUACAAAUGGAAAUCAUAGCGAAAAUAUCGAAAGACAAAAUGACAGAUCUACUGAGAGAACAGAUUCUGAGAAUUUUGAUAUUACAACAAUACCACCGGUGCUAUUUUUAACAAGACCUGAUUUUUUCAAUGUCCUUCAUACUAAUGUCGAAGCUAUGGAAUUAUACAACCGUAAUCCAAGUUUAAAGCAUAUGAUUAGUAGAAUUAGAAGAGAUUCCGCUAUAUUUCCAAGAUAUGAACAUAACAGAGAUUUAGUUACUUUAAUUAACUUUUUUGCUGAUCCAACAAAAGAACUCCCAAGAGGGUACGAAUCGAAACUCGACAGAACGGGCAAAAGAUUUUUCAUUUGUCAUGCAAGGAAAGCUACGUCAUUUAUUGAUCCAAGAUUACCAACUGAAGCUGCACAUCCAAGAAUGUUACUGGAUGAGGCACCUACACCACCACCCAGACCACAACAAUCUGCUAUUACGACAACGCCAGAUAUACCUGUAGCUUACAAUGACAAAGUCGUGGCCUUUUUAAGACAACCAAAUAUAAUGGAUAUUCUAAAGGAAAGGCAUUCAGCAUUAGGACAAAAUAUAGCAUUACGUGAAAAAGUUAAUACCAUUAGAGUAGAAGGUACCACAGCUUUACAACGACUGGGACAUGAUGUACCUUUAGCAUUAUUGUUAAGUUUGUUCGAGCAAGAAAUUAUGUCAUACGUACCUGGAAAUGUUGGAAGAUCCCCAAUUGGUAGUCCACAUGCAUCACCAGGUCUAACAAGAGCUUCGGCCAGAGCACCAGCUCCAUAUAGAAGAGAUUUUGAAGCUAAACUUAGAAACUUUUAUAGAAAAUUAGAAAGCAAAGGAUAUGGACAAGGACCAGGAAAACUUAAGUUGCAUAUUAGGAGAGAACAUUUGCUGGAAGAUGCUUUUACACGUAUAAUGGCUGCUACUAAGAAAGAUUUGCAAAAGGGCAAAUUAGUUGUUAUUUUCGAUCACGAAGAAGGUUUGGAUUAUGGCGGUCCAUCUCGUGAAUUUUUCUUUCAUCUAUCACGUGAACUUUUUAAUCCUUAUUACGGAUUAUUCGAAUAUUCGGCGAACGAUACAUACACCGUUCAAGUAUCUCCUAUGUCAGCAUUUGUUGAUAACUAUCACGAUUGGUUUAGAUUUUCAGGUAGAGUUUUAGGUUUGGCAUUAGUUCAUCAAUAUUUAUUGGAUGCGUUUUUUACAAGGCCGUUUUACAAGGCACUUUUGAGAAUACCAGCUAGCCUAAGCGAUUUAGAAAGUUUGGAUCAAGAGUUCCAUCAAAGUUUAAUGUGGAUUAAAGAAAGGGAUAUAAGCAUAGAACCGUUGGAAUUAACUUUCUCUGUAACUGAAGAACUUUUGGGUCGUGUAGCUGAACGUGAGUUAAAGCCAGGUGGAAGAAAUAUCGCUGUUACAGAAAAAAAUAAAAAAGAAUAUCUUGAAAGAGUUGUACGUUGGCGAUUAGAACGUGGCGUCGCUGAACAAAUAGAAUCACUUGUCCGGGGCUUCUACGAAGUGGUAGAUCCUCGAUUGGUAUCGGUCUUUGAUGCACGCGAAUUAGAAUUAGUAAUAGCAGGUGCUGCUGAAAUUGAUCUUAACGAUUGGAGAAUGCAUACGGAAUAUAGAAGCGGUUAUCACGAUGCACAUCCUGUGGUAGAAUGGUUUUGGAGUAGUAUAAGCCGUUUCUCGAACGAACAACGACUUCGAUUAUUACAAUUUGUAACUGGAACUUCGAGCAUUCCAUACGAAGGAUUUGCAGCCUUACGUGGAUCUACUGGACCAAGAAAAUUUUGUAUUGAAAAGUGGGGAAGACCAAACAGUUUACCCAGAGCUCAUACUUGCUUUAAUCGUUUGGAUCUUCCACCAUAUCCUACACCGGAAAUUUUAUAUGAAAAAUUAUUAUUAGCGGUGGAGGAAACCAAUACCUUUGGAAUCGAAUAAAGCAAUGUGAUGUAGUUUAAAUUUACAAAUUAUAAACAAUAGUCUAAUAUAUUGAAUCUUAUAGUAUAAUGAAGAUAAUUGAAAACUUUUUCAAAUCGCAGCUGAAAGCUUCGUUAAAACAACGUGUUUAAAUAUUCCAAAUUUUGUAAGAGAAAUUUAUUUUCUUUUUUAAUUUUGUUUUUCUACGAAAAGCUAUCAAAUAUGUAUCAAUAUGUACAUAAGUAGAAGUAUAAUCUUGUCUCUUUGUGUAGCAAAUAUUAUUAAUAGUGCGUGGUAGAAACAUUCUCUCUGUUCGUCCAUGUUUUCUUUUUUCAUACGUCUAGUUAUUUCUAAUAUAUUUUCUAAUUGAGAUAUCUAUACAUUGUAUAGUGUAAUCUUGAAAUGAAGUAUAGUUAUUAAUUAACGGUAAAAAUAUUGCAUUUCUGUUAGAUAUAAUUAAUAUGAUAUAAUAAUAAUAUAAUAUAAAAGAUGUCGUAAGAAGCAUGUAUUUCUUUGGCAGCUGAUCUUUUUUAAGAUUUUUAAAAAACGAACAGUAAUGUUACGUAUUCGUGGUUAUCUAUACGAAGUUAUGGAUGUUUUACGUUUUAAAAGAAUACCUUUAAUACAUGCAAAUGUGUAUAACGAUUAAACUCAAAGCUCCAAAAUUGGAAAGUAUCCCCACCAAGUGCUAUUAUCGCUUCUCGCUCUAUCGUAUUCUAAUAUUUGAUAAUAUUUCGAUAAAUGAAAAUAUUAAAAUUCCAAUGGUAUUAAAAUUAUAUACUUUUCUUCUUUUCAUUGAAUGAUACAGUUCUCCGAUGUUAUAAGUGCUUUCCAAAGUUUAUAUUACGAGUUAUAAUAAAAGUAUAUAAAUUUUAAACAAAUUUAUGAAUAGUUCGCAAAAUGAUGCCUGAUAAAAAUAAUGAAUAAUAUAACAGCAGUUUUUAUCAUUUAAACUUUCCUAGAAUUUAAGUAUAUUGAAUUUUCUAGUCUGUAUUUCAUAAUAUUCUAUCAGAAAUAGCAAUUUUGUGAAUCCUAUAUUUUGCAACAUUCCAGAUUUACCGGCUUAAUUGUAGUAUAAUUAGAGCGAUAUAUAAUAUUUAAAAGAAAACUGGAUAUAUAUAAGCAUGAACUAAGUUAGUAUUUACAUAUUGAUUGUGGAAUAAUUAUUUAAAACAUGAUAUAUCUUUAUUUAGAAAAUAUGUAGUAUAAAAUUCGGUUAUAAUUAAAAUAGUGAUCUAUUGUCAAAAAUUCAACAUAACACGAUUACAUGUAUAAUAUUUGAUUUUGAUAAUCAAAUAAUUUAUGCGCAAUGAUACAAUUAAUAAUAUUGCUGUUUGCAUCAUUAUAUAAAAUCAUAUAAAAAUUAGAAUUAUGUAUACAGGGUGAGGCAAUAAUUCUGUCCAUUUUGAAUAUCUCUGUUAUUUGUAGAGGAGAUUUCUAGGUCAUCUUCAUUUUUUAAAAUGAGAUAGCCGAUGUUAAGACAAUUUCACAUCAAGAUAUUAGUAAAAGUAAUUUAAGGUCAAAUAUAUAUGGUAGUCAAAUAAACUUUCUUACAUUAUAGAAGAUGUUCGAAAUUAUGACGAUUUGUGUAAAUGCAAAAUUAUAAUCUCGGUAUCGCUAAAAGACACAUACACGUUUUAUUGUCCGUUGAUAUGUCCUAUUGUCAUAGUACCAUUGACACAAAUGGUUUCAAUUUCGAAUAUUUUCUGUAAUGUAAGAAAAUUUAUUUUAUUUGCCGCACCCUGUGUAUAUAUAUAUAUAUAUACCUCUUACAACUUAUUUGUUUGAAACUUUUCAUCUUGUCUGUAUCUCGUUGCAUGACUAGCAAAAUAUUUCUAACAUAUUAUAGAAAGAAAGAAAGAAGAAAAAGAGAAAAAAAUAUUUCACAAUAUUUCACAAUGUUUCUAAUGUGUAAAUUAUUUAUUUAAUAGAAAUAUUAUCGAGUUAACAUAUAAAUAAUGCAUAUUAAAACUGUGUUAAGUAUUUCAUAGAAUUACUUACUUGUAUUGUUCAGGAAGAUGUUAAAUGAUACAACACUUUCUUUUGUCUGUAAGAAAAUAGUUGCAUAUUUAGCCUGAAUUAUUAAAACUUACAUUAGUAGUUUUUCCGAACUAGUCAUGUGUAGUACAUAAGUGAAAAUUUAUCACAUUACGCACACUGUAUUUACAUAAUAUAUAUAUACAUAUAUAUAUAGAGAGAGAGAGAAAGAGAAAGAGGGAGAGAGAGAAAGAGAUGUUAGUUAUAGAUAUUCAUAAUAUUUCUAAUUAUUGAAUUUCUUCUCAAAAAAGUAGUAGGAAAUAAAACUGUACGUGCGCGCUAUAUCAUGUUAUUAAAAUAUAUUAUUAGUUUACACAUUCAUUCUUAAAAUAAUAUAAUCGUAUUGUAAAAUACAUAAAUAUAUACACUGUAAAACUUAUGCCUGUGA
Molecule: messenger RNA, 6873 nt
Organism: Polistes canadensis
Lineage: Eukaryota; Metazoa; Arthropoda; Insecta; Hymenoptera; Vespidae
Gene: Hecw
Product: E3 ubiquitin-protein ligase HECW2
Exons: 9
Coding region: 348-4469 (1373 amino acids)
Biological process (GO): regulation of dendrite morphogenesis
Molecular function (GO): protein binding; ubiquitin-protein transferase activity
Source: RefSeq, a predicted model, not a curated record